This is a messenger RNA of Paramuricea clavata, 2242 nucleotides long. The record is from the annotation of a GenBank genome assembly. NCBI's taxonomy places the organism in Eukaryota, Metazoa, Cnidaria, Anthozoa, Malacalcyonacea, Plexauridae.
AUGGAUGCCUUGGCAAAAAGGGUUUUCGAGAAAGGAUUUGUUGUCAAUAUUAAAAAUGGAAGGUAUAUUAAUUUAAAAACCGAAAUUGCCAAAUUCAAAUUUUAAAAUGUAGAUCAAGGAAAACUUCGAAAAGAUAACUUCAAUCAAUUUAUAUAACGUAAUUACAGUGAAGCAAAAUUGAAUAAAUAUACGUAAACUUAAAUAGAGUAAACUAAAAUAUGCAAACAAACCUGAAUCGUGCCUGAAAGUCCACCACAAAUUGGAAAUCAAAAUUUUGAACAAGCUCGAAAAUUCUCUGCACUCGUCUCUGAAUAUUAGCAGAUCCGUUUUAUAAACUUUACACACAAUGUGAUCUACCUAACUCCCUUUUCGGUGUAGAUUAUUUUAACAAUUUUCCAGUAUAUAAAGAGCUGUAAAACAGCAGACAAGUACCGGUCCACAAUUUAUCGCUUUAUUCUUUUUCGAAGCAACAGGCGCCAUUCAGUAAUUCACUCACAUGGCAUGGCAUGAUUGGCACAAGCGUCACGCAAGCACAUCACGGAUGGCACGCGCAAAACAUUAGGCGUUUCCAGUCCCUGUCUUCUGGAUUGUCUAUGGUUACAGCGUCUUGAAAAAUAAAAGUGCUAACGUCAGCAUUAUUUUCGAACGCCUUCAGAACUGUGUUAUACACAAAAUUUAGUUAAAAAUUCUUGGUUAAGAUUAAGACAGGACUUCCUUACCUGAUAUAAAUAAGAAUUUAAACAUCUUGGCUCAAACUUGCCUUUAUUUUAGCAUUUGAUUUCUGGAUAAGUGCUUGGUUGUUAUAAAAUGGUUACUGUGUGCCGAUAUCAAUUCAAUUGCAUGCCUUUUGCGAUGCCUCGGGAAAGGCAAUGGGUACAGCCAUUUACCUGAGAUCAGUCUACGAAAGUGGUAUUGUACAAGUUCGUUUAGUCGCUUCAAAGACCAAGGUAGCGCCAAUUAAGAGACAAAGUAUACCUCGACAAGAACUGCUUGGAGCAGUUAUACUGGCCCGACUCGUUGAAACUGUUGUGAAAACCAUACCCCGAGAAGUUGAAAUAUUUUACUGAACAGAUUCAAUGACUGUGUUGUAUUGGAUCUUGAAUCUUAAGCAGUGGAAACAAUACGUGCAACAUCGUGUACAAGAGAUACGCAGCUUGACCAAGGAAGGAGACAUUGUCCAGGACAGUUGAAUCCUGCUGACCUGCCAUUCGAGAGGGAUUAGUGGGGCUGACCUUGUGAAUAAUUGUUUGUGGUGGUCUGGUCCAGAAUUCCUUCUCAAAUCGGAAGACCAAUGGCCAGUGAGUCCAGUAAUCGAUAAGGGCAACGCGUUUGACGAGCUGGUGACACAUCUUACCCCGACAUCGUUCGUGAUGAUCAAUCAGAAUGGAUUGAAAAGAAGUGCGGGUAUUAGUGAAAUGAUUGACUGAGAACGAUUUAGCAACCUGAACUCCUUACUUCGAGUAACGGCAUAUGUAUUUCGGGCAAUCAAGUACUUCAAACAACAAGGCAAGGAUAAAUCGAGUCGAUUGGCCAAACAAGUGGAGUUGACAGCCGAAGAAAUCAAUGAAGCAGAAAUCUGCUGGAUCAAAUCGGUUCAAACGACGGCAUUCGACAAGAAACCCGCGUACCUCGAGGGAAACCAACAAUCGAGUACACCGUCAUUCGUUCCUCAACUAGGACUAUUCAUUGAUGAAAAUGGGAUCCUCAAGUGCAAGGGUCGAAUUGCACAUGCUGAUCUGCCUCAAUCGACUAAGACUUCUGUUUUGUUACCGACGAAACAUUCUUUUGUUCAGCUGGUCAUUCUCGCUGUUCAUGAAGGAGUGAAACAUAGUGGGAUAAGAGAUACAUUGUCCACUAUCAGAGAAAGAUUUUGGAUUUUACGUGGGCGCGAGGCGAUAAAGAAAGUCAUAAGAAAGUGUGUGUUGUGCCGAAAGUUACAAGGACAGCCGUUUCAACCCGAAAUCUCACCAGAUUUACCGGCUGAGAGAGUAUCCGAGGAUCCACGGCCGUUUCACCACACAGGAAUGGAUUUUGCGGGCCCCUUAUUCGUGAGGAGAUCAACAGAAUCUCAAGAAGAAGGCGAAAGUCGAACGGUUAAGUCUUAUGUAUGUCUGUUCACGUGCCAAUCUACGAGGGCAAUUCAUUUGGAACUUGUUCCAAGUCUAGACGUUCCGUCAUUUUUGCAUGCGUUUCGUAGGUUCUCUGGUCGAAGGGGAUUGCCAGCAACUUUGUUGUCCGAUAA